UGGAUUAAGGCAUAUGUUAUUUUGCAGAGUAAUAUUAGGAAAUACAGAAGUAAUUGAAGCUUCAUCCAAACAAUUUCAACCAACUUGUCACGAUUUUGACUCUGGGGUUGACAAUUAUUUGGCUCCUAAAACAUACAUUAUUUGGCCUUCUAAUAUGAAUUUUCAUAUUUUACCAAAUUUUCUAGUGAGUUUCAAGGGUCCAUUAUUAUUAGGUAACUCUUCAAAAAUCAAGAAUAUUCCACUCAAGCCUACACCACGUAUAAAAUUUUAUAAUUUAUUGCGUGUGCUUUCCAAUUUUUUACAUCCUUCAAGAAUGGUUUUGAUCUCAAAGAACUAUGAAGAUUUUCAGAAAAAGGAGAUCUCAAAAAUGGUAUUUGUUCAGAAGUUGAGGCAAAUAGCUGGAGAUACAUCACUACUUAAGAGUUGUCAUGAUAUUGUAUCCAAACAUUAAGGUAGAGCAAGGGGUCUGACUCUAUGUUUUUUCCUUAUUUUAAUUUUUUUAGUAUUUAACUAUUAUUAUUUGUAA
Molecule: messenger RNA, 526 nt
Organism: Solanum stenotomum
Lineage: Eukaryota; Viridiplantae; Streptophyta; Magnoliopsida; Solanales; Solanaceae
Product: probable inactive poly [ADP-ribose] polymerase SRO2
Exons: 3
Coding region: 14-451 (145 amino acids)
Molecular function (GO): NAD+ poly-ADP-ribosyltransferase activity
Source: RefSeq, a predicted model, not a curated record